CUGCAUUGGUGCGUAUCGCAUUUUUAUAUUGUACCUGUGCUUAACACAUAACCGACAUUUGAUCGCGCAACCUUCUGCAAGUAAACCGUGAAAGAUGCUUUCCAGGACCCGGGCUCCCUCCUCAUUGGCUCAUUCCACCUGCGAAGCCCCCAUGAUACAGCUACCUGCAACAGUUGUGCAACGGAGGGCUCCCAUUGGUGCCCCAUCAGCGGUGGGAGCGUGCAACCCAGUCGCGGGUCGGCAUCGUGCAGCGCCAGCCCUUGCCAGUCGCACGCGGACCGUCGCUACGCCCGCGACAGCUGCUCCAGCUGCCACUAGCACGCAGCAGGUGGCGGACGUCGAGAACGUUGUCAUCAUCGGCUCGGGGCCAGCGGGAUACACGGCUGCCAUCUAUGCCGCCCGAGCUAACCUCAAACCUGUCGUGUUUGAGGGCUUCCGCAAUGGUCGCGGCGGGCAGCUGAUGACCACCACCGAGGUCGAGAACUUCCCAGGUUUCCCUGAGGGCAUCACCGGCCCUGACUUGAUGGACCGCAUGCGCAAGCAGGCGGAGCGCUGGGGCAGCGAGCUGUACACUGAGGACGUGGAGCAGGUGGACCUGUCCGUGCGCCCCUUUGUCAUCCGCAGCUCCGACCGCGAGCUGCGCGCGCACAGCGUCAUCAUCGCCACCGGCGCCACCGCCAAGCGGCUGGGGCUGCCCAGCGAGAACACCUUCUGGAGCCGGGGCAUCAGCGCCUGCGCCAUCUGCGACGGCGCCAGCCCGCUGUUCAAGAACGCGGAGGUGGCGGUGGUGGGCGGCGGCGACAGCGCCACGGAGGAGGCCGUGUACGUGACCAAGUACGCCAAGCACGUUCACCUGCUGGUGCGCGGCGAGCGCAUGCGCGCCUCCAAGGCGAUGCAGGACCGCGUGCUGGCCAACCCGCGCAUCACCGUGCACUUCAACACGGGCAUCGAGGACGCGUUCGGCGGCGAGGUGCUGCAGGGACUGCGCCUCUUCGACACGCGGACAGGCGAGAAGCGGUCACUGGACGUGCAGGGUAUGUUCUACGGCAUUGGCCACACGCCCAACAGCAAGCUGGUGGCGGGGCAGGUUGAGCUGGACGAGGCGGGCUACGUCAAGGUGGCGCACGGCGCCGCCACCAGCGUGCCGGGCGUGUUCUCCGCCGGCGACCUGCACGACACCGAGUGGCGCCAGGCCAUCACCGCCGCCGGCUCGGGCUGCAUGGCGGCGCUGUCCGCGGAGCGCUACCUCACCGCCAACAACCUGGUGCGCGAGUUCAAGCAGAAGGAUGAGCCCGCAGCACACGGCCACGCGGCGGCGGCCGGCGGCAACGGCAACGGCAACGGCCACGCCGCCGCCGCGGCCAACGGCGGGUCCGAGGCCAAGGCCACGAGCUCCAUUGACACGCCGGAGACCUUUGACCUGUCGGCCGACAAGCACAAGGGCCAGUACGCGCUGCGCAAGCUGUACCACGAGAGCGACCGCCUCAUCUGCGUGCUGUACACGUCGCCCACGUGCGGGCCCUGCCGCACGCUCAAGCCCAUCUUCAACGGCGUGGUGGAUGAGUACACGGGCAAGGUGCACUACGUGGAGAUUGACAUUGAGCAGGACCCCGAGAUUGCCGAGGCGGCUGGCGUGAUGGGCACGCCCACGGUGCAGAUGUUCAAGGACAAGGCGCGGGUGGAGCAGCUGAGCGGCGUCAAGAUGAAGAAGGACUAUCGCGCCAUCAUUGAGAAGUACGUGCCCGCCGCCGUGUCCGCGUGAAGCAGCCCCAGCCAUGGGCUGCCUACUGAGGAACACGGGGAGAGCCCGCGGCGGAGCGGAGGCCUUUGGAGCCGUAGGCGGUCGUGGGGGCUGGAGGCGGCAGGAAGCCGGCGGACUGGCGGCCGAGGAGGCGAGCGCCGGCCCGCUCCAUCUCCCCGCGUCUUGAUCCUUGCUUCCCAUGCAGCGGCGGUGCAAGCACGCGAGCUGACGCCGGGCGCAGUGAGCGAGUGGGCGGGGACUGGCAACCUGGAGCGGGAGCUGGACUUGGCGCCGACCCACUAGGCGCGAGCUUCUAGGUGUUGUUUGGUGACGAGGUUCGGGUCGGGAUGCAUGCUGCGAGGUGUCAUUGGGGCUGCACGGUUUCGUCCAUCGCAUGCGCUGCCGCGAAUGGGGUCCAGACGACAGCGCUUGGCUUCGGAUUGCAUCACAUCGCAUGUGGAGCAAGUGCAGAGGCGUAGUGUUGCUCACUCCGCCUUUAGGAGCUAUGAGGGCUGAGGUUGUAUCGGGCGGAGGGCAAACGCACUGCGUGCACGCACAUAGCAAGCUGGACCACGGGCGCUGCUGUGCGUCGCACAUUUUGUUCACGUCGGGCCUGACUUUGCGGGCUUUGCUCUUAAGAGUGCGGGACCAGCGGUUGGGGAAAGCCCAAACCUUGAAUACAUGAUUGGGAGGAAUGCCUGUGACUGCGCGUGUGCGUGUUUCAAGAGGGGCAUGAACUUAUGGACAGCAUUGUCCCCAGGCAGAUUCCCCACGCAGAGGGUUGUGUUCGGGGUCGGAGUGAGUGGCAGGUGUCAGUCCGUUUUAUGCAGUUGGUGUCUGUGGUUAUGUUUUAUUUGGCAGGCGGACGUGCACGGCACCGUGGACCGCGCUGGACUCACAUGUUCAUCUAGAUACGAGCAUAUACCUGUGUGCGCAAUGGUUCAUUGCAGAAGCGCCAGACAUAAAGAGAGAGGGACGUGAAAGGCACCCGGCGAGCAGACCGCGAAGCGCCCACGUGUUGGAGGCACGCCUGGGCGAAGCCAGUCCUUUAUUCGGUUGAGUGACACUGAGAGAGCAUCGGGAAAGCAACCCCGGAGAGAGUGAGCCGUGCUGACGAGCAAUUUAUGGGUCCCCUUGGGCGACACCUUCCUUCUAUGAUGUUGCAUCAAGGGAUAGGUGUAAUGGCAGGUACAUGGCAGGCUGCUGAAAGGUUGUCCGGCGCACAGGCUGUGUAAUGUUUAAGCUUUGAGCAACUGAUCUGCUGCAACAACGGAAGACAUGGCCUUUCGGGGAUGCACUGGAAUGACAACACCGUAGCUGCCAUGCGGGGGGGGGGGGCGAGCCGCUUGCCGGAAGGUUGCCUGACUUGCCAUGUCCCCGCCUGACCGUUGGGCCCAGCCAGAGGGCCUUGCUGGCGCUUGUGGCAGUAGGUCGGCAUUGCUGGCGCUUCCGCACUUUGGUGCCGUUUUGGGUUCCAUGGAGGCCGUGGAGGCCAUGCGCCACCCCAGGCCGGAGGUGAAGCAGAUGCUGGAGGGCGCGGCGCUACUAGAGCAGAUCAAGGCGCGCCACCGGCCGCUGACAGCGGGGGGCGGGGAGAGUAGCUACUGCGAGGAGCCGGCGCUGAAGCGGCAGCGGCCUUGCGGACUCGCGCCAGGAAGAGGUGACGUCUGAAGGUGCGUGAGGCCCCGGCAGCGCUUGUAUCUUACGAAGGCAGGGGCGGCGUCAGUGGCCGAAUUCCUUAAAAUGGCUUCGUUUAAUUGACGAAACA
This is a messenger RNA of Chlamydomonas reinhardtii, 3509 nucleotides long. RefSeq lists its product as uncharacterized. Lineage: Eukaryota; Viridiplantae; Chlorophyta; Chlorophyceae; Chlamydomonadales; Chlamydomonadaceae. Bases 152 to 1762 code for a protein of 536 amino acids. Gene Ontology annotation, molecular function: thioredoxin-disulfide reductase (NADPH) activity. Gene Ontology annotation, biological process: removal of superoxide radicals. Gene Ontology annotation, cellular component: cytoplasm. The record is from RefSeq and is a predicted model, not a curated record. The transcript is spliced from 10 exons.